ACCUACAAGGCAGCCAACAUCGCAAACACAAUAUUCGAUUCCCUUGGUGUUUAAGUUGUGUGUUUGUUUUUUCUACGUGAAUUAUGUCUGAUUGCACUGCAGAAGAAGCAAAGAAACCAUCUGGUUUUGGUUUCAAAAAGCGAAACAUUAGAAAACAAGGCACAAGGAAACGGAAAGUGAGCGAAGAUGAGAGCUCUGAAGGGAGUGACGAUGGAUCGUCAAUCGUGCGAAGAGCCAAGAAAUCUCACGAAAAUAAUCCGAAUUAUCAAUCUACCCACACAGCCAAGAAGAUGAGCAAAAUCGUUGCAUCUGAUGGGAGUGAUGAAGAUAUAUACUCAGUUGGCGUGACUUACCGAUCAAAACGCAAUGCUGAACCAGAAGGUCCUAGAGAUAUGGGUGCCACAGCAGAGGUUCAAAUUGAGACAGAGACUGAUAAGGAUGCUCAAGCAAUAUUUGAAAAGUCUCUUCAAAUUAAUAAGGAACGAAAAGGUAAAGAAGAUGACAAAGUGUAUCGAGGUCUGAAUAACUAUACACAGUUCUAUGAAAAGAAGGACACAGCACAAGGAAAUGCUUCCAGUGGGAUGGUAAGGAAGGGACCUAUUCGUGCUCCCACAAAUUUGCGUGCCACUGUUAGAUGGGACUAUCAGCCAGAUAUUUGUAAAGACUACAAAGAAACAGGUUUCUGUGGCUUUGGAGACUCUUGCAAAUUUUUGCAUGACCGAUCAGAUUACAAAUUUGGUUGGCAACUAGAACGAGAGAUACAGGAAGGUACUUACGGGGAAGCAGACGAAAAUCCGGAUCAAUAUGAAGUUUCCGAUGAUGAGGGUAACCUGCCUUUUAAAUGCUUUAUUUGUCGAGAGUCGUUCAAAGAUCCUGUUGUGACCAAGUGCAAGCAUUAUUUUUGUGAAAAAUGUGCAAUGGCACAUUAUCGCAAGUCACAGCGGUGUUAUAUAUGCAAUACGCAAACAGAUGGAGUGUUUAACCCUGCAAAAGAUAUUAUUCAGAGGAUGAAAGGUGAAGAAAAAAAUACAAAGAAGCAAUGUUCAAGUAGUAGUGACUCAGAUUGAAGAAGAGUUUCUGAGCGAGAAUUCAAUUCUUCAGUUUUGAAAGGACGUUCUGCUUAUCAAAUUUGAAAUCUGGCAUUGUGAGAUUUCCUUUAACUUAAAUCCUUCAGGUUUAUAUUCCUCAUUUAUAACAGUGCUUGUAAGGUGUGCUAGUGUGUGUUAUGUGUAAAUAGAAUAAUGACGGCACUGUUUGUAGAAAUUUCUACUUUUGGGGAAAAAAGUUGAACUAAACAAAUAAUUCCAGUUCCAAAUCUUUUAUUGUACAUAGUUUAUUUUUAUGUGCAAAAUAUCAUUAUAUCAUCUCAUAGAUACAAUUAUUUUGUACACACUUGAAUCAUUUAAUGUGACUAAUAAUGAAACUCUCGUAUAAAAUAAAUCAUUAUCUGAAAUACACAAUGAACUUUAACUUGGACAAUUUCCUCAAUCUUCAUUAGUUCGACUCUCAUUUAGAUAGCAAUUAAUACCCAAAACGAUGAAGGUCUAAUAGAAAUUGCUGAAACUAUUUCAUCCUUUGGCAAUUCACUUACCAAACAAAACAUGCAAAUCAGUCAAAAGCUUGUUGUAAAAUAUGAGUCUGGCAACAUAUGGUCUUUUAUUAGAAAAAUGAUAUCUAGAAAUGGAAUUCUGAAUUGACAUAUUGUGAAGAAAAAUUUUCUAAAUGUAUUAUACUUUCAGAAUUCUUGGAAAGAAAUGUGUAGGUAUGAGAAAAUUAUUUACGAAAUUCAAAAAUUCAUUUGAUUCUGAAAUAGAAAAUAGUAUUCUGGUUAUUUGUUGCAGGAACACAUGAAACAUUAAAAAAUCUGAUAAACAAAAGAAAUUAUCAGUGAAAUAGCCUAUGCCACAAUUUUCAGUUUAACUUUCUGAGCAAUUCACUUCUCAUUCUGAAUUGAAAAAUUAUAUUUUCCUAGCUGACUGUAGUAUAAUAUACAAACGUUUUCUGGGACAGUACCAAUUUACCAUGCCAAAUUUACGUAAUGAACGGUAUCUCAAAACUUCAUUAGUUUUAUUUAUUUAUUUCAGGUCUUUCUGUUAAUUCUCUGGUCGAGUAGCGACUACUGUAAUUGUUUUAGCAUUGGUAUCUUUCAAGUUAACGGUAAGGGAAACACUCAUACGGACAACGUGCAUACACACACACAAUGAUGCCUAGGGCAGGAUUUGAAUAUCCAACCUUUCGAGCCAAGGCAGUGACCUUCAACCUUAGUGACUUCGGCUAUCCAGACUGGCAAUGCAAUUAGUGUGGCUUACAGUUUAUUAUCUCUUUCUGCUCAUUCAAUUAUAAAAACGUAAGCAAUGAUUAGGUAAAAUACAGUCUUGCAAACCAAUUUUUGUCACUUUGCAUUCUUUCCCAACUAAGGCUUCGAUGCAUUGUUUAUUAUGAAAAAUCUUCUUCUUAUUUGUUGGUGUUAACUAAUUUAAUCUAUGUAUAGAAGUAUCACUUAAAUUUGAAAAGCUCAUUGAGGAUCUAAUCAACAAUUUUCUUUAAGGAACAGCUUAAAAUGUUGUAAUAUGUAACUUUUAUUUUAGUUUUUCACAAAAUUAUAAUGAGUUUUGUCUGUAAGUGUGAGUAGUGUAUUCGUCAAAAUGAAAAUUGUUGUAUGGCCAAAACAACUUGCAAAACUGCAUACAGAAAUAUUUUCUGGCACUAUCAUUGCGAAAUAUUGUGCUGACAUCAAGCCUGGCUCCCUAUUUUGAUAUAUUUAUUUCGUUUGUACCUGAUGUGAAUCACAAUGCAAGUAUAACACAUGUCAGUGACAAUCGUGUUCUAAAUUUAUUCACUAUCUCUUCUUUCAAGAGCCCUAGCAGUAUCAUGGUAGGUAUUAAUGAUCCCUUGCAUAGCCCUCUCUAGUAGAGGGGAGUACUAGUUUGUCCCUAGCAUUACCAACAGCUGGAUCUUGAACAUACUGUUUCAAUUUUCAUUUUAUUGACGUUUUUGAAAAUUUUGCUAAAGUAAUGAGUUGAUUUAUCCAAUAAUAUAAAUGUACAUCCAUUUAAACCAAAAAUUUUUUUCAAAUACAUUUUCUGCAAAAGAAAAAAAUGCAUGUCUUUCUUGCAUCAAAAUUUAUAUUUAAUGACAAAAUCUUUUAAUUGUUAUGUUGAAUGAUAGUUGAUAUAUCUUCAUAACAUAGCAAUGUAUUAAUCUACAACAUAUGACUUACAUUGCCACAAAUAUUUACAUUUAUUCUGAAUCUUCAGUUUUCGAGUGAAGAGUCCUGCAUUUCUUACCCACAGCCAAAGACACUUUGAUUACUCAAUUUCUCAAAUGAAUUGCCUCAUAGUUUCAACAAAAAUCACCUCAAAAUAUCAAUGAGAUUGAGCUUCCUAAACAAGCUGAAGCCUUAAAAAAAUUAAAACCUUUGAAAAACCAUAUAACUUUGGUGGACCUAUGAAUUCCUGGGGUUGCUGUGAAAUGGCUGUGUUAUUGCUGUGUUAUAUUCGUGCAUACAGUGUGCCAUUGGUGUUAUUCGGUUGCAAUGCCAUGUUAAGCAUGAACCCAGGGCCCCCAAUAGUAUGUAAAAAAAUUAUUUGUUACGAAAUUUUUCCAAAAAUAAAAUUAAAAAACAUAAAAAGUGAUGUAUGAUUAAACUGUACUCAAAAACAUGGCAUAAUGGAGUGAUGUGUCGCACAUCAUUGAGUAGUAUUUAUAAUAUAGAAUGUUGCUGGUUGAUGCGUUUCAAUUUUAUAUUCCACAAUUCAAUAAAAAAUUAAAACUAUAUUAAUUUAAUUUGUAAAUUUUUUCAAAGUAAUUAUCAAUCUGUUAUUCUUCCUUACUUAUAUAUAAUGUUUAAAGUGUUUGUUUGAAUAAUGUUAAAUUAAAACAC
Messenger RNA from Gryllus bimaculatus (two-spotted cricket), 3883 nucleotides. The record is from the annotation of a GenBank genome assembly. NCBI's taxonomy places the organism in Eukaryota, Metazoa, Arthropoda, Insecta, Orthoptera, Gryllidae.